UACUUUUCGGCUUGGCUUUGGGUCACCGUACUCUAGUAAAGUUCUAGUUGGAUUUGUUCUUUCAGACGGGUUAUUAAGAACAUACCAUUCACCUAACGGGGAUAUAAGAUGGAACAGAUUCACAAGCCCCGAUGAAAACGGUCAAAUUUCAGAAAACGGAGAAGGCUUUUUCUAUAAUAAUACCAAUAAUGAAGAAGCUACUUCAUCAAUAUCACUAAAUAUACUUGAAGGAGGAUUUGGCUAUGUUGUAGUCACCAAAUCUAUAGCACCAGAUUUGCAGGAUGUGCUUUUUUCGCAAUGGAAUGUUUAUGUAUCAUUUUUGAAACCUGACAGCACGAUUCCGACAAAACCUUUUAUUAUGUAUCAGACGCCUAUGCCAUACAUAAGAAUGUCGAUUCUGCAUUGUGCGGUGGUCUUUGAUGGAACAGGAAAUGAAUGUCUUAUGUUAAUAUCGGUGAAUCUUACCAGUACGGUUUUUAUGGAUACGAAUGGCACAUCAAAUUAUACCGCAGGCGGUAAUAAUUCUACUUCAAGUCACCUUUACAAUACAACAUUAGCAAAUCCGAAUCAACCUUUUAAUAUAGUUUCAAGUAUUCGUUUUGAAAGUCAAGGCUCAGUAACUGAUAUUCAAAGAUUAAAGGCUGAUCAAAUAAUCCAUGAUAUGACGUUACUUCCACUUUUCUAUGGUGGAUAUGUAACCUUGGGAGUAAUAAAUAAUGUAACAAACGAGACAGGUGGUGUUAUGUUAGAUCGUGAUGGUAAUGUAAGAGAACAAUGGAGUUAUAACACAUUUACAAAUCAUUCAAGUGGUUAUAUUUCGAAUACGUUAUGGGCCGCAAAAAAAGAUUCAACAACAGCUAGAAACUGGACAAUAAUAACAAAAGAAUUUCCUAGGCUUAAGGCUGCAAGUACGGAUAAUUUUCCAAAAGAUGCUGAUAUUCGUUAUAACAAUCCAAAUAUCGACACUACUUUCCCAACAAUUGGCGCCGUUAUCUCAUCUAAUAUAACACAGAUAAGCAUUACCUAUGCUGAGCCUGUUAUCUUGUCAUCUGGUAAUAUCACUAUAUAUCAAGAAGGCAAAUAUGGAUCAGCUGACAUUUUUCGUCAAGGAAUAAAUCGAGUUACUAUACAAGACAAAAAAGUCACGAUUUAUGUUCUAGACUCUACCUUUAAUAUCCCAAAUGCUACUUAUUAUGUGAUAGUUGAUACGAAUUUUGUUCGAGAUUCUAAUACACGUGAGGCUUUGCUUGGAUUGGAUAAAGAAAGUUGGCAAUUUACUACUGAGCCAUUUAAACCUGGUAGAAUUGAUAAAGAUGGACAAUCAGGACUAAUUCGAUUAACACCCGAGGCGUCAAUGACAUUUAAAAGCUUAUUAAAAAAUAGUUCUUCCAUAUAUGAAGAUGUAUUGAAUGAGCUCGCAAAUGCUAUUCCAAUUUCACGCGAAAGACUUGAAAUAAAUAAAAAAUACCAAAUCGUCGGUGAUCAAAUUCUUCUUCGAAUAACUAUCCUACCAUCAAAAGAUAAUUCCGAAAUUAGCAUCAAACAAGUGAUGAGUAAUUUGAAUACUCUUAUCGCAUAUAAAGAUAUCACGUCUAUUUCAAGAUAUAAUUAUACCAACUGGUUGGAUAGUAGUUUUGGAUUUCAGGAAACAAAUAAUAUAUGGGAAAAAUAUAAGCUCAUGAUUGUUAUAGCUAUUGUUGCCGCUUCUUUAAUUUUUAUUGUGUUUCUCAUGGCUUGGCGGAAGAAUAAAAAUGGACGAAAUAGUGUUAUUUUCACAAGUGCAUUGAUUCUUCAAGAUAUUGUUUUCGAUUUUGCAUUUGUAAUAUUUAAUAGUAAAGAUAUCCCCGAACUUUAUAUUUACAGUUUGUUUACCCUAAUAAUUCCAAUAAUCAUGAAUUGUGCUAGCGCUCUAUACGUAAUAUUAUCAGAGAAUUCACGAAACGACAAAUUUAAUUCCUGGUUCCGGAAGUAUCCACAAGUCGCCGCAAUAUUUACCUUGUUUGCCAGUGGUGAUGUCGUUAUAUUGCAUGUUCUUGAUUCUCAAGUAGCAGGCCUGCAAAUCUUUUCUGCUACGUUUUCUGAACGUGCUGAGGCCAUUAUAUUUAUAACGAGCACAUUGAAUUUAUUUAUUGAAGAUCUUCCGCAGUUUAUUAUACGGGUUUGCUAUUGGCAGAAUACUAUCGAAUACGAUAUAAUUCCAUUGAUUGCAUUAUGGUCUAGUGCAGUAGUCUUACUGAAUACUCUUAUUA
Ambispora leptoticha is the source of this 2249-nucleotide messenger RNA. The record is from the annotation of a GenBank genome assembly. NCBI's taxonomy places the organism in Eukaryota, Fungi, Glomeromycota, Glomeromycetes, Archaeosporales, Ambisporaceae.